Amoebophrya sp. A120 is the source of this 3673-nucleotide messenger RNA. The record is from the annotation of a GenBank genome assembly. NCBI's taxonomy places the organism in Eukaryota, Dinophyceae, Syndiniales, Amoebophryaceae.
AGUACAUUCAAUCAUCAUCAUACGUAGGGAACAGGAUCGCAGUCGAGUAAUCGACCGCCAUUGCCCGAAAGGAAAGCUACGUUGACCUUCGUAGUAUACACAAGAUCAUGUUCCUAUGUUUAUUUCUGUAUCAAUUCCACGAAGAUCCAAAACCAAAUUUGACCUUCCAUCUACCUACCACAGCCGCACCUCCUUAAUGCCCGAAAAAUGAGCUUCGUGUUGCUUAAUUUUCUUUCUCUUGUCACUUGCCCGUUUUUUCUCGGAACUACAUUUGUUUCCUGUGCAAGCAGCACCGUGCCCUCCGUUGCCAACGAUCCGGUCAACAUCUUGCAGAAAAAUUCGAACUCAACUCAGCAGCCAUGGCCAGCCGCACCACUGCAAAUUCCAGUAACUCAGUCUGCCGAAGGGACCUGGAAACAGUUCUUGAGGAGCAAGGGAUACGAUUUUGUUUCGGCCAUAUCCGAAGGCGCGUUCGGACGCGUCUGGAAAUGUCGUACUCUGUCCCGUUACGUGGCGGUCAAGAUACCCGCGGGCAGUGGCACGUCUGCGUUCGGAAAAAUUGGAGGCGGGUUCGUGCAGCGAACCGAACCCGACUCGUCUGCAGGUCUGAAGAAGCCGGGUAGUAGUACAUCAAUUUCAGCUGCGACCUACGCGUUUGAUAACCAUGCGGAAGCGGACGCGUUGUAUCGGGAGUAUGAUAUCCUCCGCCAGCUCUGCCGCCGUGUGAUUGACACGCCUCAGUUUGCCCGUUUGGUCCCCUGUGCUGAUCUUGCGCUGCACGUCUUCCCGCAAAACAAAAAUUUGCUUUUUCUGGCCAUGGAACUGGUAUAGUACCUUGCUGAUGCAAGAUCAUAGAGCAGGUCGUGGAGUACUAAAUGAUUCGUGUAUAAUAGAAUACACAAGUUGGCUUUAUUUUCUAUUUCAAUUUCUGGUAUGACAAAUGUUUUUGCAUAGGAUAUUACGGAUUUCUUGAAGCAACGAGGUACUAGCGACAGGCACACAAAAAUGUGACUUCAGGCACCAGGACGCGAGCUUCGCGAAGUUCUCGACGAGAUUGAGAGCCAGCGAACCUACUUGGAAAGUCGGCGCGAGAAGCGUAGCAGAGCCACAGUUGUCUCUGCCCAGCUGCAGCUUCAUCCGCAACCACCCUCUUCUCCUGCUAGUACUUCUAGUGUCGGCCGAGCGAACGUCGACCCACAACAACAUGUUAGCCGCUUUACGAAUUUCCUUGCGGGCGGAGGCGCAGCACCAGCGCGCGACCAAGUACUAGAUGACCAGUCCGCGGCGCGGCGCGCCGCCCGUGAGAGGGAAGUAGAGCGGACGCAAUGGAGAAAGCUCGCCCGCGAUUCCAUGGCACUCAGCCGGGAACUGCUGCUGCUGCAGGUGAUGCUGCGCAAGUUGAGCCUGCAGCAUCGGGACCUGAAACCAGAGAACCUGUUGGUCUCCUUUGACGAAAAAGCGAAAACCUGGCGGCUAAAAGUCGUCGACUUCGGGUCUAGCGCAUUCGUCGAGAACCGGCCAUUUUCAGCAUCGCGGAACGAGUCAUCUGAUGAACAAGGACGACCUCCAUCUGCGGUCGCUAAAAAGGAUAUAAUUUCUUCACGACUGCUCGCAGGAGGAAGUGGUGGCGCAGCUGCCGUGGCGGUGGAUCUUCCUCCUGCUGCUACAAAAAUGCAAAACAAAAAUCCCGGCACUCAUUCACCUCGCCUCACGUCGUACCAGACGGCUGGGGGCACCGUCGGGUUCCUGCAGCCACUCACCGUGACCCUCGACCGCGAUCCCGAUAGCUACGCCAUUGGACUCCUGCUGUUCUACCUCUUCACUACCCGGUCGCUGCACAAGCAAUUGGACGAACGGAUUCUGUUUCUCGGCCUGCUCUACGCCGUGGUGAAAAACCAUCGAGCGCGGGCCCUUGAUUACGCCGAUGCACUGCACGGCGAGUACGCGAGCGCACUCGGCGGCCGCAACGAGCAGUGGCAGCCCCGUGGGCUAGUUCGGUACUAUGAGAUGAUGAGUACACAACCUCUAGCUCUACCUCCCGUCCUUCCCCCUGAUUUUUAGUCUCGCAAAGUCAAUGCCAAGUCAUCGCUUCGUCUUCCGUGUAACAAGCACCGUUUGCGUGACAGGAAGUGGUGAAGCCGAAAUAGCAUAUAGAAGCCUGUACAAAUUUGUCAUGCAAAAGCUGCCUCUUUGCCAGUGCCCGUAGUGCUGGGAUGCCUUUCAUGAGAGGGGCAGAUGAGAAGGAGUUGUGCACUGUCAUAGGUACGCCAUGGAGUUCAUGCGGGGUGACAACGAUGCCGCAACUCCGCCUAUCCAUUGCAAAAGUAUCGUGCUACUCGUACUACUGGUACAAGUAUCAAUUCUUGUAUCACAAUGAAUUCCCCCAAGGUCAAAAUUUCAAUUUCUUAAUAUGGAAAGUACAAUUAGUACGAAUUUUUCGGACUCGAUCCUUUUGCAGCGGAUACCGGCCGGCAAACCGCAAAAUGCCGCCAUUCUUGCCAGUCAACAGCAGCUGCAGGCGGUGUUCGCAAACAAAGCAAAACUCUCCGAGUUCUUCGCAUUGCACAUUCACGAGUAUAACAAAGCCAUUCGGCGGGGCGAGACGAGCUACGUGUUGCCAACAAUCGCGAAUACGAUCGGUGAGGUGGAGUCCUCGCAACUUGUCUCAUCAGACGGGGCGCAAGAUCAGAUGGUGCAGCUGUGCAGUAGUCCAGAGCAGGCCGGGGUGGACGAAGGUGACGACACGGACACCAUCGAUCGACUGGCCGCGAGCGGCAGUGUGAACAACUUCUUGAACAGUGUUUCCUCUGCUGCUGGGAUCCAAAAGCAAAAGUCGGGUUCCGAGUCGUUCGCGCUGGGGAGAGACGACCAGGCGACGGCAAAAAAGAAUCCACUUAGGGUGACGUCGCCGCAUGGUAGUUCUUGUGGUCGUGCCCCCUCUAGUACAACUUUCUCGAAGAUGACGAUGAACAAUAAAGCGAACAGCAACGACGUUGUCUUUGCCUACAUGCUCACAAACAUGAUAGGCCUGAAGUACAACCCGAGCGAAAUCGAGUACAGCAACCCGACAUUUUUGUUCCGCCACAUUGACCAACUUCUCGGACACGAAAAAUUUUCCGACCUGGUUGCGCCAGAUGCAGGACAACUUGCCGAGGAGGCCCUCGGGGGCGCGCGGACGGGGACUGGCCGGCCGAAAAGCCCGGAGUUGAUGUCCGGUGGUGCAGCUGGUGUAGAUCGGCUGCAAGAUCAUUUCGACAGGGAACUACUGAUGCGCCGCCCACUCCUGUCGAGGCAAGGAGGUUCGCUGGUAAAUUCUUUGGGCCCGCGUGCCUUUUUCCUCCGGAUUUUUCAGACGGACGCCACCUCAACUACUUCUAGCAGCUCCCAAGUCGCAACGCUGGCUGGCGCUGCCUUGUUCUUUUUUCUGCUAGUUGCUGGUCUGACCCUCAUCAUCGCGCUCUUCCUGCAGAGGUAUGACCGAAAAGGUCGCGCGCAGCCAGGAGGCGCACCACUAAUGCGAAGUAGCAAAAACAAGCCGCUCUUGGUCAAGAAAAAAAAGAACCAACUGGUAAUGUCCUCUGAAAAGUCUUCUACCGCGUCGAGUGCGGAGGGAAUUGGCGCCGGAGUUGUGAAAAUGGGAAAAGCCAAACCUGUUGCGAAGAGGGGUUUGUAG